Molecule: messenger RNA, 1482 nt
Organism: Exophiala viscosa
Lineage: Eukaryota; Fungi; Ascomycota; Eurotiomycetes; Chaetothyriales; Herpotrichiellaceae
Product: glycoprotein endopeptidase kae1
Exons: 1
Coding region: 213-1262 (349 amino acids)
Biological process (GO): tRNA threonylcarbamoyladenosine modification
Cellular component (GO): EKC/KEOPS complex; cytoplasm
Source: RefSeq, a predicted model, not a curated record
CGAUAGUGGGAGAGGCAAUACUCAGUAGGAACAGCCUUAUUCGCGCCAAGUUUACUGUGAUUGGCCGACCGAUAUUUCUUGCAUCGUCAGAAUUCACCAUGACCCACCUCGAGUCAUGAUGCCUCUCGAGCCUUGUCUUCGAUCGCGAAGAAAACAGCAAUAAGUGACAAAGAAUACCCUCGUGUAUUGGAUUCCACACGGUCUGCUUCGCAAUGAUUGCACUCGGUCUCGAAGGAUCCGCCAACAAAUUAGGCGUUGGUGUAAUACUACAUCCUGCCAAAGGUGGCCCCGCACAGAUACUAUCCAACAUCAGAGACACAUACGUCUCGCCGCCGGGUGAAGGAUUUCUACCCAAAGACACCGCCAUUCACCAUCGCACCCAUGUCACAGAUUUAGUCAAGCGCGCCCUGAAACAAGCCGGCAUCACAAUUAACGAUGUCGACUGUAUCUGCUACACCAAGGGUCCCGGCAUGGGCGCACCAUUACAGAGCGUGGCGCUGGCCGCCAGAACGCUAAGUCUGCUAUGGAACAAGCCACUGGUCGGCGUCAACCAUUGCGUUGGACACAUCGAAAUGGGCCGAGAGAUCACAGGCGCGACGAACCCGGUAGUCCUGUAUGUGUCCGGAGGCAACACACAAGUCAUCGCCUACAGUUCGCAACGGUACCGAAUAUUCGGCGAGACGCUCGACAUCGCGGUGGGAAACUGCCUCGACAGGUUUGCGAGAACCCUAAACAUUUCAAAUGAUCCUGCACCGGGAUACAAUAUCGAACAGCUCGCCAAAAAGGGCAACGUUCUACUUGACAUUCCGUACGCCGUGAAGGGCAUGGAUUGUUCAUUCAGCGGCAUCCUCGCCCGAAUAGAUGAGCUUGCGGGACAGAUGAAGGCGGGCACCCUGAAGGACCCUGCCACAGGCAACGCUAUCACGCCUGAAGAUCUAUGCUUCUCUUUGCAGGAAACUGUUUUUGCAAUGCUGGUGGAGAUUACUGAGAGGGCAAUGGCUCAUGUUGGAUCGAACCAAGUGCUUAUUGUUGGCGGAGUAGGCUGCAACGAGCGGGUUCAAGAGAUGAUGGGUAUGAUGGCCAAGGACCGUGGUGGCGGUGUCUAUGCCACCGAUGAGCGGUUUUGCAUCGACAACGGCAUCAUGAUCGCACAUGCUGGCCUCCUCGCUUACCGCACUGGCUUUGAGACUACGCUUGAUGACAGUACCUGUACACAGAGAUUCCGGACCGAUGAUGUGCACGUUGCCUGGAGAGAAGAUUGAUUAUACGAAGGACGGCGCUACCUAUGACAUGCGCACAUCCCGCCAGCGGCUAUAGCGUCAUCAACCGUUCAUUCAUGACAUCGUUACAGUUUGAGAUGUGAGCCAACUUCCAGACUUUGCGAGGCACUUGGAAGCACCAAGCUUUACUAUCAAGACUGCUGAAACCUCGGAACGGGCUUGAAGGAGAUCGUCGUCACAUACUAUGCGAAAGGUCAGUUCG